AUGGAAGAACAAAUUUUACGACAAGAAUUAUAUGAAUGUGUGAGUUUAUUAGACUUGGCCCAUUUCAAUUGUUGCCUAGGAAAUGUGAAUAAUUCUAAAAGUCAAUGCCUUGAGAUAGUGAAGAAAUUAAAUCGUUUAUCGAAAACCAAUGUAAUUAAAGAAAGAUUCCGUUCUUUAUUAAAAGAUUUAUCUUCAUAUACAUUGAAAUUCUAUGACUCUAUAGAUAGCGGAAACUAUUUUACUUAUGAUCAUAAAAUAAUAUGGUUAAGUUCGAAAUUAUAUGGAGAGUUGUAUCCUCCACUUACAGUAUAUUCAGAUAAAUUAGAUUCAUUUGAUAGCUGUCUUUUGCCAUCCCUGAAAAUGAAAAGAGACAAAAGCGAUAACCUACCCUUACCUGAAUCUUUCAGUGCCCAUUAUGAACAAGUAAGUCUUACGAAUUGGACUCUAGACUACAAUGCGUUAUCCGAAUUGUAUCAAGACCUUCUUACAAACUGUUCUUUCGUUUCAUCUUUAUUGUCCAUUGUUGAAUUAGAUGGUACCAGACUCCUUGAAAAAUUGAUAUCUCCUCGUGAAGAUGUGUCAUUAUUUAAAUGUCAAUUAUAUUUCAAUGGGUGUUCAAGGUUGGUUACCGUAGAUAAUACUCUACCAUUUUUAAAUGAUUCUAAUAGAAAUUUAACAAUAAAUUCUAUUUCUAAGAAGAAUUUGUAUUGGCCUGCAUUAGUUGAGAAGGCUUAUUUGAAAGUUUUGGGAAGUGGAUAUAAAUUUGAAGGUUCAAACAUGGCAAUUGAUACAUAUAUGCUAAUUAACUGGAUUCCCGAAAUCGUUCCAAUAAACAGCAGCAGAAUAGAUUGUGAUGUGAUUUGGGACUACUACUUAUCCAAAAAAGUUUUACUUGGUAUAGGUACUGGAAAAUUGAGUGUUGAAUUAUCAGGGAAAUUAAAUUUGAUUUCUGGCCAUGAUUAUCUUGUUGUUUCAUUCGAUCAAGCCACUCAUACUAUUGUUUUAAAAAACCCAUGGAUUGAAAAUAGUAAUAAUUAUGAGAGAACCUUAAGUAUAUCAGAUCAUGAUUUACUACAUUUCAAAUAUUUUUAUAUUAACUGGAAUCCAGAUGCAUUUUUCAAAUAUAAGUCCCAAACAACAUUCAUAUACAAUGUUAAAGACAAUUCCGGAACGCAUAUAUACCAAAAGCCACAAUUUUCUUUAAUAAAUUCUACAAAAGAUUCUCAGAAUAUCUGGUUACUUCUUGAGAAGCAUUUACCAAUUAAAAACAUAUCUGAACAAUUGAUUAAUAUUCUGAUUUAUGAGACCCAGUGCGGGGAUAAAGUCAUGGUUUCCAAUCAAUACAUAAGGGCUAAUAAAGACUCUAAUACAAAUAGCAGAUUGAUGUUGCUCAAAUUUACUAUGCAGCCUCAACAAGCUUAUACAGUUGUAAUAUCUAGUACGAUUGGCCAUACUUUUACAUUGAAUAUGUAUAAUAAUAUAUCUCGCGGUUUUAGUUUAAACAAAGCAAAAUUCAAGUACACUACCUCAAUUCCCAUGAUUGAAGACAAAUGGACUUCUGCUAAUAGUGGUGGUAAUUGGUCUUUAUCUACAUAUAUUGAUAACCCUCAGUAUGAUAUACAAAUCAAGGAAUUAUCCACGAAUAUGAUGAUUGGGCUUUUCAGUGAAUUCAAAGACAAAUUUGUAAAUUUUCAUAUAUUUCAAUCAGAUCCAAGAGACAGAGGGCGACAUAUACGUUUAUUUGAUAAGUCAAAAUUGCUAGUUAAUGAAAAAUAUAGCAUGUCUUACCAAUUUGAAGAUUUAAAAAAUUUGCAGCCUGGAUUUUACAAGAUCGUGGUAUCGACAUUUGAUAGUAACUUGAAGGGAGAUUUUAAGUUGCUUGCAAUCCAUGAUUCUCCUCCUAGUGGUAUAGUAAUAUCAAAAAUCCACGCAUCAUUGGGCUUAUUUCUCCAAAAAUCAGAGGUCAGUUGGAAUAAUUCAAACCGAUUCAAACUUUAUUUCGAAGCAACUCAAUUCAAUUCUCGUUUUACAUUUCACAUUACGCAUUACAACCACGAUAAUAAAAAUACAGAAUCUCUUUCGGAUUAUAGACCAUCCAUUCGAGGUUCUAUAUUCGAUGCCGAGAACAGUCAACCAAUCCAGAUUAAUGAAGAAUGGAAUGAUUCACUCUACGGCUUAUUUAUUGAUUGUGAAAUUCAAAAACCUAAUACCUACAUUUUACUUGUUGAAAGAUUCGAACUGGGGUCAGGCCGGUGUAAAAUUGAUAUUGGCUGCAAUAGAAAAUUCAACAUCUUAUAA
Messenger RNA from Debaryomyces fabryi, 2298 nucleotides. RefSeq names its product Rim13p (gene RIM13). The transcript has a single exon. Lineage: Eukaryota; Fungi; Ascomycota; Pichiomycetes; Serinales; Debaryomycetaceae. The record is from RefSeq and is a predicted model, not a curated record. Gene Ontology annotation, molecular function: calcium-dependent cysteine-type endopeptidase activity. Gene Ontology annotation, biological process: proteolysis. The coding region runs from base 1 to 2298 and encodes 765 amino acids.